Molecule: messenger RNA, 825 nt
Organism: Colletotrichum higginsianum IMI 349063
Lineage: Eukaryota; Fungi; Ascomycota; Sordariomycetes; Glomerellales; Glomerellaceae
Product: Enoyl-CoA hydratase/isomerase
Exons: 2
Coding region: 1-825 (274 amino acids)
Biological process (GO): fatty acid beta-oxidation
Cellular component (GO): peroxisomal matrix
Source: RefSeq, a predicted model, not a curated record
AUGGCCGGCCCUGAGGACUCAGUCAUCUCCCUCGAAUACCGCGGCCGCGUCGCGCUGCUCACCAUCGACAACGAACGCAAGCUCAACGCCCUCUCCCAGCCGCAGUACUACGACCUCGCCCAGAAGCUGCGCGAGAUCGCCACCCACGACGAGGUCUUUGUUACCGUCCUGACGGCCAAGGGGCGCUACUUUUCCGCCGGAGCUGACGUUUCAAUCGCCCGCGCCUCGCCGGGCGCGUCCCCGGAUGCCCACAAGCACUGGCUUCAGUCCUUCGUUGCUUUCAACCUCAACACCACGCAGGCCUUCUACUCGCACCCCAAGAUCCUCGUCGUCGGGCUCAAUGGGCCCGUCGUGGGCCUCUCGGCGGCCCUCAUCUCCUUCGCCGAUUUCAUCUACGCCGCGCCGUCGGCCUUCCUCCUGACGCCUUUCUCGUCGCUCGGCCUCGUCGCCGAGGGCGGCGCCUCGCGCGCCCUCGUCCAGCGCCUCGGCGUCGGCAAGGCCAACGAGGCGCUCAUCAUGAGCCGGCGCAUCCCGGCCGCCGAGCUGCUGCACGCCGGGUUCGUCAACCGCAUCUUCGACACGGCCGAGGGCGGGGAUGCGCGCUUCCGUGAGCUGCUGCUGCGCGAGGUCGACGAGAGGCUGGGCGAGCACCUGAUCGGGGAGAGCCUGACGGGCAUCAAGGCGCUCAUCCGGCGGCCCGAGAUCGAGAUCAUGGACCGGCAGAACUCGCUCGAGGUGUUUGCGGGGCUGGAGAGGUUCAUGAAGGGCGUGCCGCAGGAGGAGUUCCGCAAGAUUGCGAGCGGGGAGAAGAGGCACAAGCUGUGA